Molecule: messenger RNA, 1229 nt
Organism: Phyllopteryx taeniolatus (common seadragon)
Lineage: Eukaryota; Metazoa; Chordata; Actinopteri; Syngnathiformes; Syngnathidae
Gene: sumo2b
Product: small ubiquitin like modifier 2b
Exons: 5
Coding region: 138-467 (109 amino acids)
Biological process (GO): protein sumoylation
Cellular component (GO): nucleus
Molecular function (GO): ubiquitin-like protein ligase binding; protein tag activity
Source: RefSeq, a predicted model, not a curated record
AUCGGAGCUCGCUGUGCUGUGCGCGCACCAGCUCGGGGCCGCGCACGCAGGGUUUGGAAACUUUUAGCGGGAACGCGUACGUGCGCGCACCCGUGUUCUUUGUGUGGCAGGAAAGAGAAAGCGCCAAAAGAGUGACCAUGGCUGAUGAGAAACCCAAGGAAGGAGUGAAGACUGAAGGUAGUGAACACAUCAACCUGAAGGUGGCAGGCCAGGAUGGAUCCGUCGUGCAGUUCAAGAUCAAAAGGCACACGGCGCUCAACAAACUCAUGAAGGCCUACUGCGAUAGACAGACGUUCAUUUUCAACUUCCGCAUCGGGCGCCGUUGCUCCACCAUGGUUACCACAGUGAUGUUUGACUCAGGUUCCCCAACGAUACAAGAAAGUCACAUGUCUGCACACAAAGUCUUCUAUUGGGCUUCGCGGGCCAAUGAAAGGACUGUCCAUGAGGCAAAUCCGGUUCAGAUUUGAUGGACAGCCAAUAAAUGAGACAGACACACCGUCACAGUUGGAAAUGGAAGAUGAAGACACGAUUGACGUGUUUCAACAACAGACAGGAGGAGUGAUUUAAUCAACCGUCCCCACAUCAUCUUUCCUCAUUUAAGAGAACCGCAGCCUGGGAUAUACAUGAUUUACAUCUCACCCUAUUGAGGUUUAAAUGACUCUGCUGUACAGUAUUUUCAAUAUUUUCCCUGUUACUUCUGUACUUUUUGUACAUAAACCAAUCCACAUCGAUUUUUAGGUUUUAGGUCGUCAAAAUUGGACUGAUUCUAGACUGAGAAAUAUUCUGACUUUUCCAAUCGCCAGGCUGGGUCAAGAGUUUUGCUCGUAAAUUGGUUCUAAAGGUGUGCUCUUUUGAAAUUGAUUGUGAUGUUCACAAUACUUAAAGAAUGUGGUCACAAGGGGCCAAACCACCCGUAAAAUUGAUCUGUGUGAUCAGAUCACUCUUGUGUGUCAUGCAUGAUCUGACUACUCAGAACACGUUAAUAAAUGUCAGGGCUCUAUCAAACUGUUGAAAUGGGCCUGAAAUCUCAUUUAGUGACCACAUGAAAAUAAUUCGAUUUUUACCUUUAUAUGGUGGCGAUUGUGUGGACAAUACCUUUUGAUUAAUCCAUUAACCAGACCAAAAUGUCAUAUUUUGGGAAGGAGGAGGAUAUUUUGCCGCCAUACAAAGAAUCUGUUUUGUCUAUUAAGAUACCUGAUUAAAUAAAGCUAUUGUUGUUUUUCCAAUGA